UGAGGACGGCAGAGCCGAAGUAUUCGAAUACGAGUGCUGUCAAUGGGGAAGAUUCACAGAAUGGUUUUCAGGACAAGAGGAGAAGCAAAAGGGUCGAGUCUUGGGCACGGGCGAGAUUUGAUGCGUGGAGAGCUUUGCACAAGAGACCCACUGCAGAGGCUAUCGAAGAUUUAUGUGAUCAUGAUAGGAAGGAGUUGGAAGAGCUGGUGGAAUUGUUCCUUACUCAAGUGUGUAAACAGAAUGGCAAGGAGUAUCCUCAUCAGACCAUUGGAAGUCUUCUAAGGGCUUUGGGACGAGUUACUCGUGCUCAUCAAGAAGCUCGUAUUGCUGAGACGCAAGUGCCCGAGGCACCGUUAAAUAUUAUGUCAGAUGUUAGGUUUAAGAAAGCCGGACAAGCUGUGAGCGAUAAUGUAGCUUCAGCUGGUAGGCUUGGUUUGGGGAAGAGACGCAAGUGCAUUUCUAUCUUGACCUUGCUUGAUGAAGCGGCCAUGCUUGCUCUUUCCACUUACAAGUGUACUAGUGCAAAAGGCUGCUCUAUGCGGUUUGCGUAUUUCUGCACCCAGAAGUUUUUCAUCCGUGGCACAGCAGAGCUUCACGAACUUACAGACAUGGACUUUACACUCGGAAAGGAUCAACAUGGCGAGUUCUUACGGCAUGAUUUUCACAGUAUAUUAUUUUCAUGUUUUAUUAGCCUGCACUUCUUUAAAGACAUGACAACCAUAAAUUGUGGACCCAUACUUUGGUUACGAGAACAUGUUAAUGCAUGAAAGAAUGUGGGAAAUUAAUUUUUGGGCAGUAGUGCCAAACUAUUGGAUUAUCCGUUCUAUUAUCUGUUUAGCACGUCAUUUUUGGUGUUGCAGCUUAACCAGUCAUUUUUUUUUUUUUUCACCACUAUAUAUUGUGUUACCACGUUAACUCUUUGAUAUAGUUUCUAAAUAUCUGGUUA
Physcomitrium patens is the source of this 946-nucleotide messenger RNA. RefSeq lists its product as uncharacterized. NCBI's taxonomy places the organism in Eukaryota, Viridiplantae, Streptophyta, Bryopsida, Funariales, Funariaceae. The record is from RefSeq and is a predicted model, not a curated record.